CUGCACUAUUACCGUGGAACUAAAAAAAAAAGCCUACCGCUUCCUUUGCAGAGAGGAGACUGAAGAACGAGACAUGAAUUCCAAUAUCAGGAGUUUUUUCGAUUCUGUCGGAUCCUUCUUCGGCAGUGGCGAUAACAUCCCCUGGUGCGAUCGCGAUAUCAUUGCUGGUUGUGAAGACGAGGUUGCUAAUGCAAGAAAUGCUGAGCAUAAGAAUGAAAGCCUUGUGAGAUUGUCUUGGGCUCUUGUUCAUUCUAGGCAACCUGAAGAUGUAAAUCGCGGGAUAGCCAUGCUUGAAGCUUCUUUGGAUAGUUCUAACAGCCCACUACAAACGAGAGAGAAGUUGUAUCUCUUAGCCGUUGGACAUUAUAGGAAUGGAGAUUAUGCUAGAAGUAGGCAGCUUUUGGAACGCUGUUUGGAG
Phalaenopsis equestris is the source of this 418-nucleotide messenger RNA. RefSeq names its product mitochondrial fission 1 protein A. Gene Ontology annotation, biological process: peroxisome fission; mitochondrial fission; autophagy of mitochondrion. NCBI's taxonomy places the organism in Eukaryota, Viridiplantae, Streptophyta, Magnoliopsida, Asparagales, Orchidaceae. Gene Ontology annotation, cellular component: peroxisomal membrane; mitochondrial outer membrane. Gene Ontology annotation, molecular function: protein binding. The record is from RefSeq and is a predicted model, not a curated record.